AGGAUGAUGACGGACAAGCGCAGGGGGAGGGGAGCGGUCAGCAUGGGGAGACGCGGGGGAAUGACGAGCGGCGCGCCGGGCGGCUUGGCAGCAUGGCGUCCGUUGCCUUGAGCGAGGCCGAGAAGGUGUAUAUAGUGCACGGCAUUCAGGAAGACCUCCGUGUGGAUGGCCGUGGCUGUGAGGAUUACCGAUGUGUUGAAGUGGAAACCGAUGUGGUGUCCAACACCAGCGGGUCUGCCAGGGUCAAGCUGGGUCACACAGACAUCUUGGUGGGAGUGAAAGCGGAAAUGGGAACGCCGAAGCUGGAGAAACCAAAUGAAGGUUACUUGGAGUUCUUUGUUGACUGUUCAGCCAAUGCUACCCCUGAAUUUGAAGGUCGAGGAGGUGAUGAUCUUGGCACGGAGAUUGCUAACACCCUCUCCCGGAUAUUUAACAAUAAGAGCAGCGUGAACCUCAAAUCCCUCUGCAUUAGUCCUCGGGAGCACUGCUGGAUUCUCUAUGUGGACGUGCUGUUGCUGGAAUGUGGUGGAAAUUUGUUUGAUGCCAUCUCUGUUGCUGUGAAGGCUGCUCUAUUCAAUACAAGGAUCCCAAGAGUUCGUGUUCUAGAGGAUGAAGAGGGGUCAAAGGACAUUGAACUAUCUGAUGACCCUUAUGACUGUGUUCGGUUAGGUGUGGAGAAUGUCCCUUGCAUCGUCACCCUGUGCAAAAUUGGUUAUCGGCACGUGGUGGAUGCUACUCUUCAGGAGGAGGCCUGCUCCUUGGCCAGCUUGCUGGUAUCCGUGACCAGCAUGGGAGUUGUGACAUGCAUGAGGAAAGUGGGGAAGGGCAGCCUGGACCCAGAAAGCAUCUUUGAGAUGAUGGAGACUGGCAAACGAGUGGGCAAGGUGCUGCAUGCCUCCCUGCAGAGUGUUCUGCACAAGGAAGAAAGCCUGGGGCCCAAGAGACAGAAAGUUGGAUUUCUAGGGUGAUUCGUGCAUCAACCCUCUACUGUGGAGUGUUUGUUUUUACUUUUCCUUUUAAGCCAAAGUUUGUAUACAUUUUUCUUAAUUGUUAAGAAUAUUAGGCCACAUUUAUAAACAUAAAAUUAAAGUCUAUUUUCUGGUCUGGUUUGGUGUGGCUAGAGUUCUUCAGCUGUAAGCCAAAAUGCCAUUCACUGACUCCCUGGAAAUCCUGAUCCUCGUCCAGUGAAUGGCAGUCAAGUUUGGGCUGUAGUCACGGGCUUCCCCAAGGUAAUCGUUUAUCUCCUGUUGCAGGAAUGCAAAACAACUCCAACCCCCCUAGAAUAAGGACAUAAGAGAAAAAUGGCUUAAAAGAAAUGUUAAUGAAAAGUAGUUUGUGAAUUUUUUUCCCCUAUAGAGCUUUCAAAAUAAGAAUCACCAUAAACAAAAGAUUCGUUUUCCCUGUAGUUAAGUGCUUGUGGGGGAGAAGAAAGGAGGAGGCACAUGCUCCAAGUACAGACCCAGGGCUUCCAGCAGGCUGAGAGCCUCCCUGAGUCCUGCGUAGCCCAGUUCUUGCUUCCUCUCCUCCACGAGAUCUGGGUGAAGCUCCCUAGGGGGAGGGGCUCAGCAGCCAUUUUGGUCCUUGGUCAACCUUAUCACUCUUGUUUUGAAAUUGCUUUGUGUCUUAUAACCACUCCCAGGUGUUUUGUAAGAUAUCCAAGUUUUAUCAACAUUAAGAAUGCUGUUUUAGAGAUGUUGUCAUUUGAUUCCUCAGCCUGCCUUCCUACUCGAGGAACAGAAGGGAAGGCCAUUCUAAAUGGCUCCAGAAGGCUCUUCUUAUAAGCCUGCAUUCUCCUCACAAUGUAGUAUGUUGGAAUAAAGUCUGUUCAUGGGUUAA
This is a messenger RNA of Manis javanica (Malayan pangolin), 1836 nucleotides long. RefSeq names its product exosome component 7 (gene EXOSC7). Lineage: Eukaryota; Metazoa; Chordata; Mammalia; Pholidota; Manidae. The record is from RefSeq and is a predicted model, not a curated record. Gene Ontology annotation, cellular component: cytoplasmic exosome (RNase complex); nuclear exosome (RNase complex). Gene Ontology annotation, biological process: U5 snRNA 3'-end processing; nuclear mRNA surveillance; nuclear polyadenylation-dependent rRNA catabolic process. Gene Ontology annotation, molecular function: mRNA 3'-UTR AU-rich region binding.